Molecule: messenger RNA, 1182 nt
Organism: Aspergillus pseudonomiae
Lineage: Eukaryota; Fungi; Ascomycota; Eurotiomycetes; Eurotiales; Aspergillaceae
Exons: 5
Coding region: 1-1182 (393 amino acids)
Source: RefSeq, a predicted model, not a curated record
AUGGACCUGGACGAGCCUGCUUAUCCGCCGCCAGAUGGAAUUACGCCAAACUUUGACAAUCCAACGAAUCGAAAUGCAUUUGCCUUGGGCAUCCUCGUUGCAUGCGUCACAGUCACCACGAUUUGCUUUUUGAUGCGUGUUUAUGCCCGGGUUUAUCUGUUGAAAAAGAUACGAAUUGAAGAAAUACUGGCCGUGCUUGCAUAUGGGUGCUACUGGGGACCUGGCUAUACAGCGUUUGCCAUGGUCAGGAAGCCUGGCUAUUUCGUUCACCAAUGGGAUGUCCGCUGUCGCGAUUUCAUACUUACCAAUUAUUAUGUCUUUGUCUUUGGCGUCUGUUACUCAUUUGUCCUUCCGCUCCUCAAGAUAGCCAUUCUUGUGGAGUGGUGUCGACUGCUAGCCCCUCAGGGCUUGAGAUCUCGCACCGCCUUCUGGUGGGGAUGCAUGGUCACAAUCUGUAUCCAGGUCAUCGCGGGCAUCGGCAUAAUACUAGCCUUGAAUCUCCAGUGCAUCCCUCACAGAGCCAUCUAUGACCUCACCGUUCCGGGGAAAUGCGUCGACCUGUACAAAAUCCAACUCGCAUCAGCCAGCGUCCAUCUGACAUGCGACGCGAUCAUGCUGCUGCUGCCACAGCCUGUUAUUUGGACGUUGAAAAUGACGUGGAGGAAGAGGCUGGGCGUUUCGUUCGUCUUUAGUCUCGGUGUGCUGGCGUGUGCUUCCGCAGCACUUAGAUUGGACACGACGGUGAUCCACGCUAAUGCAGACGAUCCGCUGUACAGUUUGGCUCCCCUGGUUCUCUGUUCCAUGGCUGAGAUGACGUGCGGGUUUUUCAUUUUCUGUUUGCCCUGCAUUCCCAAGAUUAUCAAGGAGACCGGCGUCAUCCGCAGAAUCAAAAGUGUCUUGGGUGUGAAGACCACGCCCACCAAGCCUAGUGGGUACUCGGAGAACUAUGGAACUAGGGUGUCAGCUUAUGGCAGCGCCUCCUACAUGAUGAGUAACAACAUCAGAAGGGACAAGCAGAAAGGGACCGAAUCAAUGGAAUACCUACACGAGGGUAUUCUCGAGGCAGGGGGGAUCAUUCGGACAACACAUAUCUCCGUCACGGAGGAAUCUCGCACUGCCAGUGAUGAUGAGAGCAAAAAGGCGGCCUGUCCGUAUAUUUCCAGAACGGAUGGUGUCGAGUGA